Danaus chrysippus (African queen) is the source of this 264-nucleotide messenger RNA. NCBI's taxonomy places the organism in Eukaryota, Metazoa, Arthropoda, Insecta, Lepidoptera, Nymphalidae. The record is from the annotation of a GenBank genome assembly.
UUGGGAGUUCCUCACAGAACCUAUUCUGCGGUCGGUAUCGUCGCGCCUCGUCUAGACACUGAUCAAACCAAUAUAGUUUCCGAUCGGGGGCAGGGUGAGUACACGGUCACUCGACGACUACAGUACACAGAACACGCAGGAGGCGAGCGGCGCGGGGCACGCGGCGGAGCCCUAGCGCCCGGCGCCGCCCGCCUCGCGGGGAACGGUUCCAGCCGCUUUUCUAGCACAGGCACCACCGGCCGCCGCGCUAACACAGUGGAGUAA